Messenger RNA from Gossypium raimondii (Peruvian cotton), 1734 nucleotides. Its product is annotated as protein trichome berefringence-like 7. Lineage: Eukaryota; Viridiplantae; Streptophyta; Magnoliopsida; Malvales; Malvaceae. Gene Ontology annotation, cellular component: Golgi apparatus. Gene Ontology annotation, molecular function: O-acetyltransferase activity. The record is from RefSeq and is a predicted model, not a curated record. The transcript is spliced from 3 exons. Bases 270 to 1538 code for a protein of 422 amino acids.
UUAUUCCCAACUACCUUGCUUGCAACUCCUGCUUGAGUUCGCAGAUGCCCGGUUGCGUUGGAAAAAAACAACUGUAAGAUUUCAUCUUUUUGAGAAAAAAAUCUGGGAUCUUGAACUUCAAGUGUUUUUCAUUUCGAUUGCAUGGUUUAUAUACUGAUGCUGCUAAUUUGGGUUACUUAGCUUUACUUUGUCGUUCAUUUCUGAAAUCUGAUUAGAAGUUGGCUAGUUCUUUAUGGUAAUCAGUGCACAUUUCGGAAAAGAUAGCUGAGAUGUUGGGUAAUUUUGAGGUUGAACAGUGUUCAUUUAGCAAGUUGAGACAAUUUCAUGAAAGGGUUUUGAGUUUUAGUGACAGAUUUGUAAAGAUUCACUGUAAGCAUUGUGUUUCUGAAUCAAUCAGUGCACUUAUUGUUAUUGGUUUAUUUUUAUCGUUCCUUUUAGCAAUGGUAUGCACAUAUUUUCAUGUCUUUCCAAUAUAUCAGCCAGCGGUUCGUACUUAUACAGUUCAUGAGUCUGAUGAUUUAGUUGCCAAAUGCAAUGUUUUUUAUGGCAAAUGGAUCCCUGAUGAAAGUUACCCUUUAUAUAAUGCUUCACAAUGUCCUUUUGCUGAGCGUGGGUUUGAUUGUGUGGUUAAUGGAAGAAGAGAUAGGGGUUAUCAAAAAUGGAGAUGGCAGCCUAAAAACUGUGAAAUUCCAAGGUUUAAUGUGCAAGAGAUUCUUGGAAAGCUUCAUGGGAAACGGAUUGUUUUUGUUGGCGAUUCAUUGAGCAGAACACAAUGGGAGUCUAUGAUAUGUUUGCUUAUGCAAGGUGUGCAGGAUAAGAGGAAUGUCUAUGAAAUUAAUGGAAAUAAGAUCACUAAACGAAUUAGGUUUUUAGGAGUGUAUUUCAGUUCAUAUAAUUUACGUGUUGACUUUUAUCGGUCAGUUUUCCUAGUGCAGCCUGGUUCAGCACCAAGGCAUGCACCUAAGAGGGUUAAAUCAACAGUCAAACUUGACAAGCUGGAUGAUAUGAGCAAGGAGUGGAUUGACUCUGAUUUCUUGAUAUUUAAUUCAGGUCAUUGGUGGACGCCAACUAAGCUUUUUGAUAUGGGUUGCUAUUUUCAGGCAGGUAGAUCACUAAAGCUUGGAAUGGGGAUCGCAUCUGCCUUUAGAACUGCAUUGGAGACAUGGGUAUCUUGGGUUGAGUCUUCAGUCAACAGAAACAGAACUAGGGUGUUCUUCCGGACUUUUGAAUCUUCGCAUUGGAUAGGUCGAAACCGUAAUUCAUGCAAAGUGACUCGACGCCCUUGGCUGAAAACUAAAGGGAGAGACCAUAGCCGAAUUUCUGACAUUAUAAUUGAUGUUGUAAAGAAAAUGACAACUCCUGUGACAGUGUUACAUGUAACCCCCAUGGGAGCUUUCCGUAGUGAUGCUCAUGUUGGCACUUGGAGCGAUAAGCAGUCGGUAGCUGAUUGCAGCCACUGGUGUCUUCCUGGAGUGCCUGAUACAUGGAAUGAAAUUCUCCUAUCAAUGAUGCUCUCCAAGGAUGGAGUAACCGUUUAGUGAACAAGAACUUGCAAUCCUUUUACUUCUCCUUCCCACCCCCCUCCUCCGUCUCUGCAUAAGAACAUGUGCUGUGAAGUCCCCUCUUGAGACGAAAGAUGAAUUAUGGUUGUCGUAGCAUGAUGUAAUGCACGUUUAUUAAUAUUACUAACUGAUGAAAGUCAGGCAAAAAUAAAAAAAUGGACAAGUUUCAGGA